AUGGCUUGUUCGGGUUCUCUAUGGCGUCUUCAGGCAUUCCAAUAUUAUAAGUUACGCCGGAACCGGGCGAAAGAACCAAAGCUCUGGAUCGUCCCAGCACUGGCAUGGAGGAUAAAGCACGGUAUCGCUAGCUCUUGGCCUAUUUUAUCAUCUCGCGCCCCAGGCCCUCUGGAACUUGAGGAUGAGAUGAGCGCUCACAAGGGUAGCCUUGAAAGCACGAGUUUCCGGGGCAGAGUGGAAACCGUUUACGAAUAA
Molecule: messenger RNA, 255 nt
Organism: Fusarium venenatum
Lineage: Eukaryota; Fungi; Ascomycota; Sordariomycetes; Hypocreales; Nectriaceae
Source: RefSeq, a predicted model, not a curated record